AGAGACGCGGUCGCGUCGCCUUCUGUGAUCUCACAGCGUCCAUGACCACCACCCUGUCUUUCCAAGAACCGUCACAAGCCAAAGGGCGCAUAGGGCUUCGCAGACCGCGAAGUUCUAGUCCCAGUGGCCAAUUGCAUCGCGAAAAGCGACAGCGAACAAGCCAACAUGUCAACAUGUCUCCUCCUGCUACCGCCAGCAGGCCACCCUCUGCCAGUAGUGUAUCAACAAGCAUCGGCAAGCAUUACGGCAUCGGCGAUGAGCACGCGCUCGACAACAUCUUUGCUUCCUACCCACAGACGUUCUCAACCUUUCCACGGCCCCACGGCUCACAGGGCCUUGACGAGCCUGCAUUAGACCUACGAUACGAUCGCGAAAUAUUUCUCCAGAACGACUUCCCAUCCGGACGAUCACGAAUGCAGAGAGUAAGGGUACCUGUGCCAGGCCCUGAACAUGACCCUCCGCCUUCGUUCUCUCCACCACAGUCUGCCCAGCCACCUCCCUCCGCAACGAGGGCCGAGUUUGUAUCCGCCAUCAAGUUAGUACGCGAAGUUAUUGGGGAAGGUCGAAGACUCACUGUUGGCCUUGCCCAGUCGUACGAACGAGUGCGCGCGUGGCGUGAGAAAUGGAGCUGGUCACCACUCAGUUCGGAUGCCUACGAUUCUCCUCCCCCGUAUACUCCACCACAUGCGCUGUCUUCACGGUCUACCAACGCGGUAUCAACCUCCCAUACCGUCCGAUCUUCCGCACAAUCCAUGUCGCCAACACUAGAGACAAUCCCUCACCCGCCAAUCCCAGGUGAUCCUUUCCCGACGUUCGAAGCACUCAUCGAGUCUGCCAACGCCUUCGCGAAAGCAAACGGUUUUGGUGUCACCAAGUACAACGGAUACUCGUACAAGGGACGAAGGAUACGUUACACUUUGCGUUGCGAUCGGUUUGGGGAUCCAAAACCCAGUCGGGGCGCAGGUCUACGUCAACGAAAGUCUCGAAAGUGUGGGUGCAAGUGGAUGGUCAUUGCGGAAGCUCUAGAGGAGGGUAGGUGGCUACUCCGAGAGCAUGCAAAUCCCGAACACGGUUAACACAACCAUGGACGUAGCCUGAAACCUUCAGCUCAUCCUGCCCAUCGACGACUUACCACGCCUAUGAAGGCAACUAUUGAGUCGACAAGCCGUCGGGUCGGUGUCCGAGCUCGUGAUGUACGAGCCGUACUUGAAGAGCAACAUCCCGACUCCAUCCUCACACAGAGGGACAUCUACAACGCGCGGGCUCUCAUCAGCCGAGACAAGCUGCAAGGUCGCAACCCGACCGCCGCACUUAUCAAACUAUUCGACGAGAUACAUGUUCCAUAUAUUGUCAAAUGGACUGAUGACGAUCCUGAUCGUCUUGUCGGUCUCGUCUGGACUUUUCCCUAUUGCCUGCAGAUGUGGAGGCGAUUUCCAGAGUGCAUUAGCUUCGACAAUACGUACAACACAAAUCGGUUCAAACUCCCCCUGUUCCAGGCUACUGGGCAAACCUGCCUUGGCACUGUGUUCAACGCUGCAUUUGGUUUAAUCGACAACGAAAGACAGGAAGGAUUCCAAUUCCUCGCCCAGAGUAUUCAGCGGCUUUCAACACAGCAUUCUAUUCGAAAACCGGAUGUAAUCAUCACCGAUUUUGAUGGUCAAAUGAAGGCUGCUCUUAACGAGCAGUUUCCAGAUGUACAGCAGCAGCUCUGUAUUCACCACAUCAACUCAAACGUGCUGCUGAAGUCAAAGCAGAAAUGGACUAAAGAUCAUGCCAGUAACAGCGAUCCCGACAGUAGCGACGGGGACGACCCUACACCACAAUCGGAGGUUCAGCUAGGUGCCAAGGAGAGAGCGCUGAUUCACACAUUGAUUGCUAAGGAUAUCCCUCAAAGCUACCGAGGCGUUCUUAUCAUGUGGAAGGCCGUUUUAUUCGCUGAGACCGAAAAGGCCCACGAAAAGGCUUGGAAGGAUCUUUGCAAAAUGUUCAAUAACCAGCGUGCCAUUCUGCGGUACCUCCACGGAACCUACAUGCCUGUGAGGGCUCAAUGGGCCCGCUGCUUCAUCCGAAAGUACCGCAACUUUGGCAUCCGUGUGACAUCCGGUACAGAGGCAAGUAACAACAACAUCAAGAGCUAUCUGCUGAACGGUAUGAGCCACCUUUACCGACUUGUCGAGGCGAUGCAGGACAUGGUGAAAGAUCAAGAGCGUGACUUUAAGGAUGCUUGUGCGUCAGAUGAAGUUCUGACGUCCCGCGGGUUCCUUGGGCCUGGUUCAGAGUACUUAGGCGAAUUGCGGACCGUCAUGUCGUCGAAAGGUCUCAGACUGAUCGGUACACAAUAUCGCAUAGCUUGUAAGGCGAUGCCUACGGGUAGGAUUCCUUUUCCGGAACCUCUCCAAGAGUGUAACGACGAAUGUUCAGUCUCACUCGAGCUUGGUAUACCUUGCUGCCAUAAGAUCUAUUCCAAGCUUGGGUCUGCGACAUCUUUCAAGAAGUGGGAGGUCCAUCCGCGAUGGCGGCUCCGAGAGUCGUCAACUCAGGACCCAUACCGACGAAUUCUUGACCCGAAGAUUGCCACUGCUCUGCGCGGUAGGCCUAAGAAUACAGCGCAGGCUCUUCCCUCUUCGCUAGCCAUAGAGGGAAACAGCCAAUCUGCCAGUCAAGCUACCAGCACGCCAGCAUGCCAGUCAAUAGGGCGUAAGCGAGGGCGACCAGCCGGAAGUCGAAAUACGCCCAAACUCCCGAGGCUGAGGGAGGAAGCAAGCCAGUCGAUUAGUACGCAACCGGCAGACAGGCCGGUACCUCGACGCAGCGCCAACUGCGUAGCCAACAAGCUAUCCUUGCGUCAGGUAAAACAACAGGAGUACGAGCCAGUGGACGGGGGACGCAACCGAGUAUUCGGCGAACCCGAAGCCAUUGGGAGCUACUUGAUAGUGACGAGGACAUCCUACCUGAGAUUAUAGUGAAAGAGUAGAUACCAAAUGAUCAACCAUAGGGAUAUAGAAACGAAAGCUAUGAACC
Molecule: messenger RNA, 3021 nt
Organism: Verticillium dahliae VdLs.17
Lineage: Eukaryota; Fungi; Ascomycota; Sordariomycetes; Glomerellales; Plectosphaerellaceae
Exons: 1
Coding region: 1140-2963 (607 amino acids)
Biological process (GO): regulation of DNA-templated transcription
Source: RefSeq, a predicted model, not a curated record